AAUUCCUGCUAAAAUAUGUUUCAUAGUUGUCCUGUAAUUGGUGGUUUUUGGCGCCCCCUACUGGUUGCCUAUAAAUUCGAUGAGAAACCGAGAAUUCCACGCAGUCUGAUCAGCGCUCUGCUGUGGACACUGAGAGAAGAAGCUGUGGCUCACAGCACAUCGUUCCCAGCACAACUCAAGAUGGAUGAAUCAAACUUCACAAGGUUCAGUUCUAACGACUCUUCCGCUGGAUUACCUGAGCUCUCUUGGAAUCAACGUGGUGUGAUCCCGGCAGUGGUAUUAACUUUCUGCUAUCUAGUUGGAGUUCCUGGAAACAUUGCUGUGAUAAUAAUCAAGCCUAACUGGAAGCAUCUGUCCAGGACGACCCGGAGUUUAAUAAUGAGUCUGACCAUGUCUGAUCUAAUGUGUCUGCUUACCCUUCCACUGUGGAUUUACAACUUACUCCUUGGAUGGGCAUUCGGCUUUGUAGCCUGCAAAGUUCUAUCAUACUUUGUGUACGUUACAGUUUAUGUUAGCCAAAGCACUGUGACUGCGUUGAGCAUCCAGCGCUACAUUGUUGUUGUGCGUGGAUGGAAGUGCGACAUACAUAGAUAUGUGGUGGUGGCUCUGCUUUGGCUGUCAUCUUUUACUUUGUGCAUCUAUGUUUUGGUGACUGAACAAGUAACGAAUGACGGACCAUGGAUCCGUUGCAUACCCAGUUAUUCUUCUGAGGCACAGUGGCUGGCUGUGCUGUUCACAGAGAUCUUGUUUGGACUUGCUUCGAUUUUUCUUGUCACAUUAUCAUACAUAUCCCUCCACAAGAAGGUUACGAGUGCAGCCUUUUUUAACCAUCCAAAGACAAGCAGGCUGCUUAUUAGUAUCAUUCUAACCAAUUUUAUUAUGUUUUUUCCACUUCAUGUGGUCAAUAUGCUGGGUGUGUUAGGGAUAAUUAUUAAAAACAAGAAGAUCCUGAAGUUUUGUGCAGACAGUUGGAGUUUAGUCAAAUGUCUUAUAUUUACAAAUAGUACCUUAAAUCCACUCUUGUAUGCUUUUCUUUCUAGUAAAUUCUGUCCGCUUUUCAAAAAGGACUUGACCAAUGCAGAUGAGGGAACUCUCCGAAACACCUGACAUUGCUACAAUUGCAGAACUUUGAUGACAAUAGUGACAAAUGUCAACCCACCCCCCCCCACCCGCCCCAGCCACACAAAAAAAACAAAAUAAGUUUGUUACUUUUCAUUUAAACUGAUGUCACAUCUUCUACUAUCUCUGUUUGUUUUAUUUUUUUCUGCAAUUGCUUAAAUCAGAAAGUUGAUUUUGUCCCUUUGUUUAUGUAAAAUUUAUCAAAUUACACUUUAUAUAACUGUAUCACAUUUGGUUUGCCAGUGAUGUUUUUACCCAUUGAUCUUUGCAAGUAGUAUUUUAAUUUGUUUUCCUUAUAUGCCACUUUUUUCUAUGCUAACACUGUUUAGACUGUCACCUGUAUCUGUACUGUAUCUAUAUUUACUGCUAGUUUUUUCCAUGACUUUUUCAAAACAUACAUAGAAAUACAUUGCUUUCAUAUUUGCUCUCUUCUUACUCUCAAUCACAAUGAAUUUGUACUGAAUUCUGUCUAGAAAACAUGGUGAAAAUUGUAAAUAAAUCUUAUGUUGACAUA
Molecule: messenger RNA, 1633 nt
Organism: Poecilia reticulata (guppy)
Lineage: Eukaryota; Metazoa; Chordata; Actinopteri; Cyprinodontiformes; Poeciliidae
Product: leukotriene B4 receptor 1-like
Biological process (GO): positive regulation of cytosolic calcium ion concentration; G protein-coupled receptor signaling pathway; immune response
Cellular component (GO): membrane; external side of plasma membrane
Molecular function (GO): C-C chemokine binding; C-C chemokine receptor activity
Source: RefSeq, a predicted model, not a curated record